CUGAAGACAGAGAGACAAUCUAGUGGUGUUUAUGUCAGAUUAAUAUUAUUUUUUAUCAUCUCACUAUAUACAUUAUCAAUGGAUUAUAGAUUAAAUGUGACUGUUAUAUCUUUCGGGGGGCAUGUGGAAGUACACAAGUUUAAAUAUCUUUAUUUUGUGAUCAUGUUGACGGUGUAUAUUUUAAUAAUUAGCAGUAAUGUUACUAUUGUGUGCAUCAUAAUGAUUCACAAAAACCUGCAUGAACCAAUGUACAUUUUUAUUGGAGCUGUAUUAAUCAACUCUGUUCUUUUCAGCACUGCUAUCUACCCAAAGCUUUUGAUUGACUUCUUGUCAGAAAAACAGAUCGUAUCUUAUCCAGCAUGUCUUCUCCAGUGGUUUUCAUAUUACUGGUUAAUUGCUUCAGAUUUCUUGCUCUUGUCCAUCAUGGCCUACGACAGAUAUGUGUCUAUUUGUAACCCUCUGAAAUAUCCAACCACCAUGCAAAAUACAAUUGUUAAUACUUUUCUUAUUUCCGCUUGGAUUGUGCCUGCUUGUUUGUUAUUAGUAGUAUUAUUACUAAGUGCUAAAAAAGAAAUCUGCAAGAUUCAUUUGAAAGGAAUACUUUGCAACAGCACAGUUCUAACACUUCACUGUGUGAGAUCAAGAAUACUGAAUAUAUAUGGGUUGUUUCUUUUUGUUAUUUUUGUAAUACUUCCUGUACUCUUCAUAAUUUUUACAUACUGCAGGAUACUUGUAGUAUCGUAUCGAUGUAGAGGAGUCAGGAGAAGAGCUGCGCAGACCUGUUUACCCCAUCUGCUGGUUCUAAUCAACUUUUCCUGUUUAACUGCAUAUGAUGUACUUCUUUCUCGACUGGAACUUAAUUCUUCAAAAGUUGUAAGUUUAAUAAUGGCUUUACAAGUUGUAAUAUAUCACCCUCUUUUUAAUCCAAUCAUUUAUGGACUGAAAAUGAGGAGAAUUUUUGAUCACCUUAAGAAGCUUUUCUGCAGAAUGGUGAGGUGUCUUUAGCUGUUGAGUUGAACCGAUAACCACAGUGUAAGCAUCCUUUUUCAGUUUGAUUUAGUUAUAGGUUUUAAUGUAACUGUUGU
Molecule: messenger RNA, 1085 nt
Organism: Gasterosteus aculeatus aculeatus (three-spined stickleback)
Lineage: Eukaryota; Metazoa; Chordata; Actinopteri; Perciformes; Gasterosteidae
Product: olfactory receptor 11A1-like
Biological process (GO): G protein-coupled receptor signaling pathway; detection of chemical stimulus involved in sensory perception of smell
Cellular component (GO): membrane
Molecular function (GO): olfactory receptor activity; odorant binding; G protein-coupled receptor activity
Source: RefSeq, a predicted model, not a curated record